Cladocopium goreaui is the source of this 1278-nucleotide messenger RNA. The record is from the annotation of a GenBank genome assembly. NCBI's taxonomy places the organism in Eukaryota, Dinophyceae, Suessiales, Symbiodiniaceae.
GACCACCAGGGCCGCAAGGCGGUGCACCUCACGCUGGAAGCGGCCGCCGCGCUGAUCUUUGGCGGCGCAGAGCUGCCGCAGGAGCCGCUGCCGCAGCUGCUGGAGCUGAUGCGGAAGGGGGUGGAGUUUCGGCCAGGUUUGCGGAUGGGUGCGCAACCCUACCGAGGGCGUGCCGUCACCGUAGAGGCCGCUGAUCGACCCGACGGGGCCUUCCGCUUCGUGGAGCUCUUCGCGGGCAUCGGCGGCUUUCGCUGGGCGUUGGAGGCCUUGGGCGGCCGCUGUGUCUUCGCUUCGGAGGUGGAUGUGGAUUGCCAGGAUGCCUAUGCCGCCAAUUUUGGCCCUGCACAUCUCUAUGGCGACAUCACUAUGGUGGACACUUGCGUGGUACCAGCACAUGACCUGCUGACAGCAGGCUUCCCAUGUCAGCCCUUCACAAGACGCGGUGAGCGUCUCGGCUUCGACGAUGCGCGUGGGGAACUCUUUUUCGAAGUGCUGCGGGUGCUGCACCAGCGACAGCCCAAGGCGUUCCUGCUGGAGAAUGUAUGGAAUAUGCAGUUCCUGGAUGGUGGUCAUUGGGAUAGCGACCCGCAGAAGUGUGUCUUCGGCGAGGUCUACAAGAAAGUCAUGUCUUCUUUGGAGGACGUGGGCUACACGGUCCAGUCCCGCCAGAUCAACGCAGAGGGAUGGGUGCCACAGAAACGGGAGAGGCUGUACUUCGUGGGUUUCCGCCGCGACGUGGACGGCACUUUCUUUCGCUGGCCGGAGCCUCCCAAGGGCAGACUCUGUCUGAAGGAUAUCUUGGAAACUGACGUCCAAAGCUGGCAGUUGAGCGAGGCGCAGUGGACGGCGGUGCAGAAGAGCUCCACCUGGCAGUCGGGUGGAGCCAAGCUACGCUUGGCUCACCUGGAUGGGAUCGCGCGAACGCUCACCUCCAGCUACAAGGCCUCCUUUGCUUGCACGGCCGAGCUGGUGGAUUCGGAGGAUGAUCGCGUGCUGCGGGGGUUGCAGCGACCCCGUUUCUUCACCCGACGGGAAUGUGCUCGAAUCAUGGGUUUUCCAGAGGACUACGUCUUUGCUAAUGAGCAUAGUGAGAACAGAGCCUACCAUCAGCUGGGCAAUGCGGUGUGCCCACCGGUGAUCAAAGCCGUUGCAGAAGAAAUUCUGAAGACUUUGGGGAUUCCCAGUGGAAAAAAUAUGCCCGGCUGCGGCGGAAUGGAACGUGUGGUUGCUGGGGAGCCAAGACCACUACGUGCCUUAAAUGAAUUUGAAAGGUUUUGA